AUGAAACCCAAACCCAAACCCAACUCCACCGGUGGUGAGGUGUUUAUGGUGGAAGAACAAGAUACAGUUCCCGAUGAUUCCGAUGCCUCGCUUUCACUUGUUUUUAAUUAUGAAAAACUUGUUCAAGAUCGUAGCAAAAUGCAUAAAUUGAAUGGAUAUUAUAUUGGAGCGUCCAAUAACUUUGUGAGAGUCUUUACUUUGAAUGGACGAAAAUACUGGAUUGCUCAAGCACUUUGUAAUCAUCGGGCACCCGAUUACAAGAUUCACUUCUCGGUAGUACCUCAGGAUGUUCCGAAAGCAUUCCAAUGCAUUGCAAAACAUUUCUAUCAACGGAAAUUGAAAUUUGGAAUGAAAGCCAUCAUGAUUGAUAAAGAAACGGAGAAUAAAAGCAUGAUGAAUGAUCAGUUUAAAUGGGAUACUCAUGCCGGUGGUGAGAAGUCAUUUACACUGGAAUGGCCUCAGUCGAUGAGAGGAAGAGAGAUUACAUUGUACAUUUAUAGAUAUUAUGAAAUUGAAAAAUUGAAACAAGUGAGAGAAUUUUCAUGUAGUCAUGAGGAAUGUGAUCAUGAUGUGAUGAACAAUCAAUUCAUAUCCAUUAAUGAAUAUUCAAUUCAUGAAGUGAAUGGCAAAUAUCACCAUUCCCAUUUCAUGGAAUUUACUUCACACCCUUUCAAACAAUUUGAGUUGACGAGAGAGGAUGAGGAAUCAUUGAGCUUUUUAAGAAAAUGGGUGUUUGAGGUUGAAGAAAUUUUGGAGAGGGAGAAUAUUCAAAGUAAUGGUUGUGCGGACGGUGAUUUACCACUUGGCUUAAAAUAUGCCUCGUUCAGAAAUGAAUCAUUUAUUCCAGUGGUGAUUCAAGACAACAAUCGUAGUGACAGUGAUAGUCAUGUCACAUCGUCGAAUGGAGUGAACGAAUUAUUUAGAUAUCCACCAAAUUAUGCAGGAUGGAAUGCUGCAAAUUAUGAAGAGGCUGAGUCGUUAGCAGAAAACUUUAAAAAUACGACCAUGAAUCGUUUCAGUGCCAUGUUGUGCGACUAUUCGCCAUUUGUUUUGUUCUUUCUCAUUCCAGUAACAAUUGGAGUGAUUACGAACCAUUGA
Molecule: messenger RNA, 1098 nt
Organism: Naegleria fowleri
Lineage: Eukaryota; Heterolobosea; Eutetramitea; Acrasida; Naegleriidae
Exons: 1
Coding region: 1-1098 (365 amino acids)
Source: RefSeq, a predicted model, not a curated record